CCAAGCUAUCCAAGCUCAUCGUAUCGUAGUCCAGCCUGAGACUCAAGCCGCUGAUGACUGCCCCAAUGGUAUGCCAUGAGACUUCAGAGAGUUUUAGCAUUUCACGAGGUACGCUUUUUCCUGGCAGGAGCCCAUUUUUUCCUGCAUACCGUGACAGUGCCCGUGGGGGCCCUGUGUCCUAGCGUGGGGCACGGUACAUUUUUAAUUGUUUUCACACAUUUCUCGCUUGAUCGUCUGGCUAUGUAUCCCUGCAUCUGCAUCUGCAUUCCCGCCGGUGCCGGCUUCCUCGUUGACCACGGCGAGCACUCGCUGGUCAAACGCCAAGACGCUCUUAGUCAACCUCCCUGCCGUACGGCACCCAAGCUGACCUAAUAUAGCCACAAGGGUUAUCGAGUCGCGAAUGAUGGCGACAGAAUUCCGUGCGGUGCAUCAUGGUGCCACAUAUAUGCACUGGUCAG
Messenger RNA from Suillus bovinus, 458 nucleotides. RefSeq lists its product as uncharacterized. Lineage: Eukaryota; Fungi; Basidiomycota; Agaricomycetes; Boletales; Suillaceae. The record is from RefSeq and is a predicted model, not a curated record. The transcript is spliced from 2 exons. The coding region runs from base 76 to 372 and encodes 98 amino acids.